AUGGCGAUCCCCAAAGCGCAGUACGUUAGUGAUGUGUGGAAAGACGGCUUGUUUGCGUCGAAAGUCGUCUUCUGCACCGGUGGCUCGGGAAGCAUUUGCAGCGCCCAAGUCCGAGCACUGGUGCAUCUGGGAGCCGAUGCAUGCAUCGUAGGACGCAACCCCAAGAAAGCGGAAGAAAAGGCCCAAAGCAUCGCGACGGCGCGACCUGGCGCCCGAGUGCUAGGGAUAGGCAACGUCGACGUCCGCCACGUCGACAGCCUCCACUCCGCCGUCGCCACCUGCGUGAAAGAGCUGAGGCGGAUUGACUUUGUCAUUGCUGGUGCCGCCGGGAACUUCCUCGCCCCCAUACGGUCGUUGUCGGCGAAUGCCUUCAAGGCUGUCAUCGACAUCGAUCUGCUCGGGUCGUACAACACGGUCAAGGCGACGCUGCCACACCUCAUCGCCUCGUCAAAAGAAGGCGCCGGCGGUGGAAGGUUCGUCUUCGUCAGCGCCAAUAUGUUUCAGACCGGCUUGGUGCUGCAGACUCAUGUCGGCGCCGCCAAGUCGGCUGUCAAUGCGCUGUCGAACAAUAUGGCUAUCGAGCUGGGUCCCCUGGGUAUCACUUCAAACGUGAUCGCGCCAGGCCCGAUUGGAGAUACUGAAGGGAUGGAUAGACUCACACCUGCGAGCGAUGCCAACACAGCUUCCGCUACCAAGAUUCCUCUGGGAAGAAUGGGCAGUGUGAGAGACAUUGCGGAUGCGACCGUCUACCUAUUUUCUGAUGCGGCCAACUACGUCAACGGAGACGUUCUUAUUGUUGAUGGGGGAGCCUGGCGCACCGGCGGAGGCGCUCCAGGCCAUACUGUGCCUUAUCCCGACUUUCUGCUCUCUAGCGAUGAAGUAAGCGCAGCGAAGGUGGAGGGACGGAAGGGUAAAUUGUGA
Zasmidium cellare ATCC 36951 is the source of this 921-nucleotide messenger RNA. RefSeq lists its product as uncharacterized. NCBI's taxonomy places the organism in Eukaryota, Fungi, Ascomycota, Dothideomycetes, Mycosphaerellales, Mycosphaerellaceae. Bases 1 to 921 code for a protein of 306 amino acids. Gene Ontology annotation, biological process: fatty acid catabolic process. The record is from RefSeq and is a predicted model, not a curated record. The transcript has 4 exons. Gene Ontology annotation, molecular function: 2,4-dienoyl-CoA reductase (NADPH) activity.